Molecule: messenger RNA, 1482 nt
Organism: Schizosaccharomyces osmophilus
Lineage: Eukaryota; Fungi; Ascomycota; Schizosaccharomycetes; Schizosaccharomycetales; Schizosaccharomycetaceae
Product: alpha-amylase-like protein
Exons: 3
Coding region: 1-1482 (493 amino acids)
Biological process (GO): carbohydrate metabolic process
Molecular function (GO): alpha-amylase activity; calcium ion binding
Source: RefSeq, a predicted model, not a curated record
AUGGCCUGUUGCUUCUUUCAAAAACAUACCUUUGUAAAAGGAAAGGAAUACAACGACACAUGGAGAAAACAAGUCAUAUAUCAACUGCUUACGGAUCGAUUUGCUAGGGAUGAAGAUGACUUUGAACAUCCAUCUCAAGGAAGAACAUAUUUGGGAGGAACUUGGAAGGGUGUCAUAAGGAAACUCGACUAUCUUCAAUCACUUGGUUGCACAGCCAUAUGGAUUAGUCCCAUCGUAAAGAAUAUCGAAGGCCAAACAGGCUAUGGAGAACCUUACCAUGGCUAUUGGACGCAGGACUUUACAAAACUCAAUAGUCAUUUCGGCACUUCCGAAGAUCUUCAAGAUUUGGUUAAUAAUCUUCACAAACGUGGAAUGUUGUGUAUGGUCGAUGUCGUUGUCAACCAUAUGGUACAUCCUGGAACGGAGGCAGUUGACUACUCGCAGUUCAAUCCAUUUAAUCAAGCCAAUGAUUUCCACCCCUGGAAGUACAUUCAGGAUUAUAACAAUCAAGAAGACGUUGUUACAGGCUGGCUUGGAGACAAUUGUGUGAAUUUACCUGAUUUAAAAACAGAAAAGUCCAGUGUACGUAAGUUUUUUCAAAAAUGGAUCAGUGAUUUGGUCAGCACCUACAAGUUUGAUGGUAUGAGAAUUGACACCGCCAAACAUGUUGAAAAAUCCUUCUUUCCUCCAUUUGUUAAAGCAGCAAAGAUCUUCACAACGGGUGAAAUCUUCCAUGGUAACCCCAAAUAUGCAGGAGCUUACCAAAACUAUAUGCCUUCAGUCAUUAAUUUCCCUCUUUACUAUCAGUUGCGCGAGACGUUUUCAUCCCCCAGAAUUCCUAUGUUUGAGUAUUAUCAGAAAGGUGUGUUGGAUAUCAGACAUAAUUUUAGAGAUACAACCAUACUAUGCAACUUCCUUGAAAAUCACGAUGUGCCUAGGUUCUUCUCUCAAACACAAGAUAAUGCUUUAGCGCUAAACGCCAUUGCUGCAACGAUCUUUUCGGAUGGUAUCCCCGUGAUAUAUUAUGGUCAAGAACAGAGAUUCAGCGGUGGUGACGAUCCUGAUAAUCGAGAAGGGCUGUGGGUGAGCAAAUACGAUACUACAAGCUUUUUAUUUGAGUGUAUAUCAACAUUUAUCCACCUUCGACAGAGCUUGAUAGCCAAAGAUCCAAAUUUUUGCGCUCUACUUUCUCAAAAAAUAUAUCUUGAUAAAAGAGUCUACGCAUUUUACAGAACAGGAGUUCUUGUUAUUCUAUGCAACGGCGGAAAACAAACAAGAAAGACAAUCAUUGUAGAUACGUCCUCUUUCUCCCAAAACCCGACUCAGGUAUACGUGGAUGCUUUCAGUAAAUCUCGUAUUCAAGCCACCGAAAAGAAAUUGAAUAUUACAAUUAAAUACGGGCUUCCAAUGUACCGUCUGAAAGUAAAUAAUGAUUUUGAUGUCACUUCAUCUUCAAUUCUCCCAGUUCCUUUACCUAGAUAG